AAAGUUUUAUCGAUUGAAAGGGCGUCAGCCAGUUCCAUUUUCAGAUGAAAUUCAUGAUAAAGUUCACAAUAAAGUUGAUAUGAUGAGAAUUAGGAAGAUGGAAAGAUAAUGCUGACCCACCCAAGUCUAAAAGUGCAUUUCAACCGCAAUCUUCAACCUGGCAACAUUGAAAUUUCAAAUCAUUUCCUUUAUUCGUUUAUUCAAUAGUUAACUCUCAAUAUAUGGAUUUAAUGUUUAAACUGUGUUUGUGUUGUGAUAACAAUGGAUGAGGAUAAAGUUGCCCUAACCAAAGAGGAUUCAGUGAUUCAAGAAGACCGUGAAAACAAUGAUGAUGUUGGUGAAACUAGAAGUGAAUCAAAUGAAGACGAAAGUGUAAAAAAUGGUGAAAACAGCAACGUUCAGCAAAUACGAAGAGGAUUAACUCGAUCACGGUCAAACUAUCCAGAAUCUUCUGCCUCAUCGACCGUUGAUCAAGACGAUGAGCAUGGACAAGACUCUGAGGCAACCAUUUCAACUUCACCUUCCCAUCAUGGAGAUGCAAGUGAGGAUAAACAGAGUAAAGUUAAAAAUGGAAACGUGAGUGAGGAUCACAAGCCACCAACUUCUUCACCUUCACCUUCACCUUCACUGCACUCAGCCUCAACAUCGCCUUUGCCUUCACCAUGCCAGUCACCACCUUCACUCUCGGAAAAGAUACGUGACCGACGACGGUCUUCAUUGGCUCCACGAGAUUCAGAGCUUAUAACAGUUACUAAAAGAUCAAGAUCAGGUUCAAGAUCUCCUAGACGUGGAUCGACUACCUUUUUAAUGGGCGAUGACAGUAUAAUGGUUCAACUAGAGACGGGAAAACGACGAUUAUCAUCAUUCUGUGCUUCAUCUAAUGAUGAAACCAUGAUAACCAUAGAUGAUUCAUUAACUGAAGAGGAAAUUGUGGAAACAUUGAAAGCUCACAAGCAGAUAAUUUCAAACAUAAAGACUCAAAAUUGGCCGAUGCAUCGAAAACUCAAGAUUCUUCGUCGAGCAAAGAUGUACAUCAAGAAACACGAAGGAGACCUUAAACAGAGUAAACAAGCUAAAGAUAUUGUUACCAAAUACCGAACUUAUCUUGAAAAGUCCAUUAACCGAUUGAAACGUGAAAUUGAUAAUCUUGUUGUCCAAUUGACACCUUGGGAAAUGAGGAUAAAAAAGAUUGAAAGUCAAUUUGGUUCAGUUGUGGCUUCAUAUUUUACCUUCCUUCGCUGGAUCUUCUGGAUAAACACUUUUACCAGCAUUUCAAUGAUUGUCUUUCUCAUGGUUCCCGAGAUACUUCGAAGCAAUAAGGAUCCAACUCAGAUGAGGAAGUUUGAAGAUGCCAAUAAAAAUUUAACCUUUAAAGAGAUGAUUAACACUGCUUGGAAUUUUGAUGGCUAUUUAAAAUAUUCGCCAAUUUUUUAUGGUUAUUAUGAUAAUGAAGAGACAACAAGUAUUGGUUAUCGUUUGCCUUUGGUUUAUUUUGGUGUUUGCCUUUUACUUUAUGCCUUUAGCUUCUUCUGCAUCCUUCACAAAAUGACGCAGAAUGCUCGAAAUAAUCGGAUUGGAUCAAAAGAUGAUGAAUAUGUGUUUACAUGGAAACUUUUUACAGGUUGGGAUUUCAUGAUUGGAAACAGUGAAACUGCUUACAACAAAGUAGCAUCCAUUGUAAUGGGAUUCAAAGAGGUGAUAUUGGAAGAGAAGGAGAAGAAAAAGGAAGAAAAAAAUUGGAAAAUGAUCGUUCGAAGAGUAAUUGCAAACAUUUUAGUUUUACUGUUGCUCAUUUCAUCUGCUUAUGCUGUUGUUUUUGUUGUUCAACGUUCAUUGAAAUUACCAGAGAAUCCAGGAUUUAUCCGAGAAAAUGAAGUCACCAUUGUUAUCAGUGGAAUCCAAACAGUUUAUCCAAACAUUUUCAACAUCAUCGCAGCUCUAGAAGAUUAUCAUCCAAGAAUUGCACUCAGAUGGCAAUUAGCAAGAAUUUUGGUCCUCAACUUGCUUAAUUUGUAUGCUUUUUUACUUGCAACUUUUGAUAAAAUUGAUGAAAUGUCUGAGAAACUAUUGAAUUACAAGAAGCUGAUAAAGGGCAAUGUAACUGCUUUACGGUUAAGCACAACAAUAGCACCAAACAUUGAAAGUGAUACUAUUACAUUGAGAGUCAUCGAUUCGCUGAAACCUCGAGAGAAUGGUACAAUUAAACGUAAUCGUCGUCAACCUCAUGAAGGUCGACUUUACCCUCCAGAAGAUUUUAAAAUAACGCGAGGAGAUGUCGAGUUUAUUAUGACUACUGAAUCAACCACAUAUGAUCCUUAUGCGAGAAAUGAUUUAGAUGCCGAGGAACCAAUUGAUGGUCGCUACUUAUCAGGGUUUACUUCUCCGCCAACAUCGACUACACUUGGCAAUUCAUCUAAUGGAGAUCCUGGUGGAGGUAGUACUUUAGAUCCUGACUCUGAAAAUGGUACAAUAACGAUAACAUUGGAAGAGACUGAAUCAACUCCGCCAUCGAAUGGGUCUGAUGAUGGUCUAAGUGUAACGACCCCAAGUGCAUUUAGUGUCAAACAAUCUACUAUGAAAGGUUACUCUUCAUCUAGACCAUCUCAGUGGAUUAAUGGUUCAUUUGUCACAGAUAGCUUGCCAACAUCAACACCUUCAAGCCGUACCAAUAAGAGUACUCGACCAGUUACUAGUCGUCCUUCAACCAAAGGAGUAACUAGACUACCAACAACGAAGGUGACAGUUUCAUCGACUGUAAAACAAUCAGGAUCAGCUUCAGGAACAACAACAGUUCGACCUUAUUUUGAAACAACAACCCAAUGCUUACCCGAGACAACCACCAUAUUUACUUAUACAGCAGAUGAGAUACUGCAAUUAUCAGAAACUGAACGAACAUCUCUUCGAGAUUUAUGUUGGGAAACAAUGUUUGGUCAAGAGUUGGCUAAAAUUUUGGUUGCUGAUACAUUACUGGGAAUUGUUAUCACCAUUGUUGCCGAUUAUGGAAGAGCCUUGUUUGUCAGAUAUUGCAACGACUGUAGCUGUAUUUUUUGGGAUUUGGAGACACAGUUUCCUGGCUAUUCUGACUUUCAAAUCGCAGAAAAUAUUCUCUCACUUGUUAAUAAUCAAGCUAAUAUUUGGCUAGGAAUGUUUUUCUCACCUGGUUUGCCUGGAAUUAAUACAAUUAGAUUAUGUAUAUUAAUGUAUUUACAAUCUUGGGCUGUUUUGACCUCAAAUAUACCUCAUGAAACUGUCUUCAAAGCUUCAGGGAACAAUAAUUUUUAUUAUGCUAUUCUUUUAUCUAUGUUAUUCAUCUGUAUUCUUCCUGUUGGUUAUGCAGUUGUUUGGCUUGAACCUUCAUGGCAUUGUGGACCUUUCAGUGGCUAUCAUCGUGUUUAUCAUGUACUUACCAAAUAUCUCGAGAAAACGUUGCCUGAUCGAGUAAACAAAAUAAUUGACUAUCUUACGUCACCUGGAGCAGUUAUACCUUUGAUUCUGCUAAUGAUUUUGAUUAUUUACUAUUUAAUGUCUUCGGUUGGAUCACUUCGGGAAGCUAACAAUGAUUUAAAAUCACAAUUGAGAAAAGAGAAAGAUCUUCAAGAAGAGGAGGAUGAAGCUGCCGCUGCUGCUGCAACUGGUGCCACAGUAGGUCAAGAUGUAGCUGGUAACUGUCCACAAAUAAUAAAUACAAUUGAUGGCAUAUUAACGCCAGGAAUGGAAAAGAAACAUGUACGAAUUAAUGACGAUAUUGGCAAUGAUUCUGAUGUAGCCAAAUUAUUGGAUUCCAGCUGAUUAUCGAACCAUUUUUUAUAUCAACUUUUUAUUAUAAAAAUAAAUGCUUAUUUAAAUAAUUCAAGAGCCAGCAACUUGAUCAAGAUGAUGAUUACCAUGAAGCACACUUUUCAAUUAGCACAUUCAGGAUUAUUCAAGUUUUCCUUUAAACCAAUAUUUUCAUCAAAGUAACGUUGAAUCGAUUCAAUCUCAGAUUUAUCCAAUUUCUGAGUCUCUGCAAAUGAAGAAAAAGAUGGACACUGUUGAAGAGUUGGAGUAUCAAUGGUUGUUAUCUUUCCACCCAUAUAAUCAGGGAAGUUGUCCAGUGAAAUAAGACUCUCUAAUUGAGAAGCUGACAUGAAUUUGACAUGAUCACGGAGAUGUUUGGGGAAAAAGUAGCGAGCAGCUCUACAAAAGAAAGCAAAAGUCGAACUCAUCUCAAGGAAGACAAUGUACUCAAUCCAAGGUGGAUAUUGAUUGAGCCCAAUAUGAACCAACUCUUUAAGAGCAUUAAUAUCUAUACUUGGAUUACGGCAGUCAUAAAUAACAGCUGGCUUAAUUUCAUCGGCAAGGGUUCGAUUGCGAACCACUUCCAAUGAAUAAGUGAAAUAUUUCAAGAGCAACGAUCUUGGUCCUAGCGGAACUUUCAAUCUCAUCCACAUCAAUGGAUGACCGUCAAGAUCACUUCCUUGAUGAUAGAGCCAACCAAGGCGGAAAACUUCAGCUGGAAAAUCGGUGGCUUUCAAAUCAUUGAUGUGCUCCUUUUUACGCCAUUGGCAGUGUUUCACUAAUGUUUCCAGAGCUUUUGAUAAAGAUGAAUUUGUCUCGAGAAAAGAUAUGCAUGGUAUAUCAGAUGACUUAACCAAUUUAAUAUCCCGAGCAUCAAAUUGGUCUUCAUCUGAAAGAUCAAGAAAUGCUUUACGGAGUUUCUCAAUAGACUUUUUAAGAUCACUUGGUUCCAUGUUGAAAGCGUCCAAGGCACACAAAGUAUCACAAAUAUCCAACUACAAUGGCAAAUCUUUUAAAAGGGACUUUUCUGUUCACAAAUCAACAAACAAUAACUUAAUAAUUUAACUUUUAAAAUCAAUCUUCAAUAUUUUCCUUAAGACUCAAUCAAGUAAAGGCGCUACAGAAAAAGGAAAAUGUUUAAAUGAAAAAAUUAAGAGGACGCAGCCAGAAGGAGAAAGUUGAAAGUGUCCACUCUAAGACUGGACCUUUGAAAUUCAAUGAAUAGUGAACAGACUUGUUUUGUGCUAAAAAAGAUUAACGAUUGGAUGACAAGUGUGCUAUUGAAGUAGUAAGAUGUUAGUAAUGAUGUACCAUGAUUACUGCUUGAACGAUCAUGGAAAGUGAUUGAAAUGGAAUUAGUCAAGUGCGUAAACAAAUUAUCAAGAGAAUUAAACCCGAAAACAGGUCAUUAAUGCAUGAACACUAUCACUUUUUAAACUCAUCAUUUGCCAAAUCAGUUUCCGAUAAAUUAUCCGGAUUAAUUACCAACAGCUAUCAUGCUAACCAGUAUUUAAUGGUUGAUUAUUUAAACACUUCAAGUAUUAAAUUUUAAAAACUGAAAGAGUCA
Tetranychus urticae (two-spotted spider mite) is the source of this 5344-nucleotide messenger RNA. RefSeq names its product transmembrane channel-like protein 1. Gene Ontology annotation, cellular component: plasma membrane. Lineage: Eukaryota; Metazoa; Arthropoda; Arachnida; Trombidiformes; Tetranychidae. The record is from RefSeq and is a predicted model, not a curated record. Gene Ontology annotation, molecular function: mechanosensitive monoatomic ion channel activity.